GUGUGUGAGUGUUUGGUGGUUUGAGCUCGCGCUCUCCUGUCAGUAUCGCACUUUAAAUGCUGCGCUGUGAUGCGCUGGGAUUGUGAUGAUGGAGAAAAGCCCAGUCCUCAUCGUGUGCUUGCUUGUUGUGGGAUUUGGUGGAGGAUGUGACGGUCUGUUGUGUAACUGCACCACGUCUCAGUGUGAAAAGAAUGGCUACCGCUGUGAGACGACGGGGGCCUGCAUGGCUUCAACCUCCCUUAUUGAUGGCCAGGAGCAGCACGUUAGAAUCUGUAUCGAUAAAGAGAAGCUGGUUCCUCCUGGACAACCCUUCUUCUGUCUGAGCGCCGAGGGGCUGCUCAACAUCCACUGCUGCUAUACGGACUACUGUAACAGUCUCGACCUCAAGGUGCACUCGGUGACUGUGCAGCCUAAUACAUCAACCAGGAUGGGUGGCUGGGGGCCGGUGGAGCUGGCCGCCGUGGUUGCAGGUCCUCUGUUUGCACUGUUUGUGCUGGUGCUGCUGGGCCUCUUCCUUUUCCAACACCACCAGAGGGCCUACGGCCACAGACAGAGGCUGGAGGUGGAGGACCCCAGUACUGAGCACCUGUACCUGGCUAAGGACAAAACACUACAGGACCUCAUCUAUGACCUGUCCACAUCUGGCUCAGGAUCAGGUCUGCCUCUAUUUGUGCAGAGGACAGUAGCUCGGACUAUUGUGCUGCAGGAGAUUAUCGGGAAGGGCCGCUUUGGAGAGGUGUGGAGGGGAAAGUGGAGAGGAGGAGACGUGGCAGUGAAGAUUUUCUCCUCUCGAGAAGAACGCUCCUGGUUUCGUGAAGCCGAGAUCUAUCAGACCAUCAUGCUGCGGCAUGAGAACAUACUGGGCUUUAUUGCCGCCGACAACAAAGAUAACGGGACAUGGACUCAGUUGUGGCUGGUGUCCGACUAUCACGAGCAUGGCUCUCUGUUUGACUAUCUGAACCGAUAUUCUGUCACCAUCGAGAUCAUGAUCAAACUGGCGCUUUCUGCUGCCAGUGGCCUGGCACACCUGCAUAUGGAGAUCCUGGGCACUCAGGGUAAACCUGGUAUCGCGCACCGUGACCUGAAAUCAAAGAACAUUCUGGUAAAGAAGAAUCUCACGUGUGCCAUCGCUGAUCUGGGCCUCGCAGUACGCCACGAGUCCGUCACAGAUACCAUCGACAUCGCCCCGAACCAGCGCGUGGGCACCAAGAGGUACAUGGCUCCAGAGGUGUUGGAUGAGAGUAUCAACAUGUGCCAUUUUGACUCCUUUAAAUGUGCUGACAUCUAUGCGCUGGGGCUGGUGUACUGGGAGAUCGCUCGCCGCUGCAAUGCCGGAGGUAUCCAUGAGGAAUACCAGCUCCCCUACUAUGACCUUGUCCCCUCUGACCCGUCCAUUGAGGAGAUGAGAAAGGUGGUGUGUGACCAGAGGUUACGACCCAAUGUGCCCAACUGGUGGCAGAGCUAUGAGGCCCUGCGUGUGAUGGGGAAGAUUAUGAGGGAGUGCUGGUAUGCCAAUGGUGCCGCUCGACUGACUGCUCUGCGCAUCAAAAAGACCCUGUCUCAGCUCAGCGUGGAUGAGGAUGUCAAGAUGUGAAAGAAGCCCAAGCAGAGUGACAGUCAGAGAACACCUAACAAAAAAAAAAAGUGUAUAAAAUUACUACUACUCCAAACUAUCCUGCCAGUUUGAGAAAACGUAACGCUGUCAGUCGAGUUGUGACGCGGCCUACCUCACCCACAAAGCCAAAACUACUAACAAAAUUGUAUUGCAUCAUAUUCUUGAACUCAACUGCUCCUCCAUCCCUUUUUAACGUAAGGCUCCAGAGUGCAAGUUCUGAUCCUACUGAUGUACAGCGAGCACUGCUGCCGCUGUAAUAGCUGAUAGCAAAACUCUCUCGUCUCGUGGUAUCGCAGUUUAAUUUCCCAAUCAGCCCCAUAUCAGCAACUCGCAGCAGAGAGCACUUUUAACUAGCAUAUAGUGUGAACUCCUCCUAACAUGUCACUGAAUCCAGUUCUGGGCUGCUGUCUUGUCGAGAAGUGAAAUUUGAAUAUGGGUUUGUACAGAUCCUGUUGCACUCCGUGUGUCUCGCUCUUGUAGGAACGUGGGUUGUACGUGUUCACCGUGAGCAGAGUAUCUUACUUGAAUGCAGGUGCUAUUUUGAGCUUUAGGUAUAAUUGGGGUGCAUAUAAUUUUACCCAAACCUCAGAUUUAAAGCGAGGGUUCAAUACACAGAUUAGGUAGGUCAGUCCAGGGAAAGCUGACCCCUGUCUGGAUAAAUAUAUUUAAAAAAAAAGAAAAAAAGUUGGGUUAUAUUCUGGCACUACUGAUGUAUGUAUUCAGUGGAGUGACUUCAGGAAAGCUGGACAGUGCCUAUAUAUAUAAUAACUUUUAUUUUUUUUGGUUCUUGAGACAUGAAUUAAUCUGUUAAUACUGCAUUUAUUACUGCAUUCAUUCAAGGAUGACCUGCAUAUUUUGUGUGAGAGAGAAAGAGAACUGGAUCAUUGGCAUCCCUCUCUUUCUAUGACUCAUCCACACACUCGGUGAAUGGUACAUUGUGUAUUUAUUUUUGAUUUGACGCUCUCCAUUUGCUCUUUUUCUUGCUUUAGUGUCCUCAGAUUUCUCCUUUCCUCUAUAAGCUAAAUGUACAUAGAAUGUAUUUUUGGAAAGGUGCAGCAGCGUAUAUCUCAUUCCCUUUCGGUUUUUGAUUGAUUGAUUGAUGAGAUACUAAGUGAAAGUGUUGGUGAUUUUUGUAGUUCCUCUCGCACGUGAUGAAGCCGUCUGAACGUUAACCCAGCACGCUGGUGAAUUUUCACGUUCGGUUCUCCAUUUUCACCCCUCACUGUAGCAUCCCGUAGCAACAGUAUGACCAAUUUAACAGUAUCUAUUCGGCAAUAUGCCUUUUAACCAAGAAAGCACUGGGAAUGUUGAGUAGAUGAAAGGUUUAUGCAAUAUUCAGGAGGAGUGUGCCGGUUAGGUAGAAUUUACUAUACCUUGACGGUGCAUUAGUACUUUUUUAAAAGAAGUACGUACCAGUGUAUGUGGAGACAGGACGAGCUGUUAAACCUGACCUUAAGGAGUGGCCUCAGCUCUUUGACACUGUAUUUUUGACUACUGUACCACACAAGAACCUUUUCUAUAAUCAGUACUACUGCCCUGCUCCUACUCACUCUCCUUCCUCUUCUUGAUAUGCAAGUUGUAAAUAGUUUGUAUGUAUGAAUUUUUUUUUUUCUUCUCCCUUUGGAUGUUUUUUUUUUUUUUUUAAUCCUAUAGACGAUUCUUGAAGCUUGCUGUAUUUUUGUGACUUUUUUUUUUUUUUUGAGUGCGCGCACUCACAGGUACUACUGAUCUGAUAAUUCUUUCUCUGUCUGUAGAAUCUUCAGUCUUAAUGAUCAGUAUACAGAUACUGUAUAAAUAGGACGCGUAGUCGUGUUAAAGGAUGAAGAGUUCUUAGGAUUCAAUGCCAACUUGGCAUGAAAUUGUUAAUCGAAACCUCUCUAGCAUGUGAAAGCCAAAAAUAAUAUUUAUGGAGAGUUUUUUUUUUUAAAUGUGGUUUUCUUAUUAGGACUCAUUUGUUUUUAUUAGGAUUUUUUUAAUAACUUGGGAAAACCUGUAUGUGUUUUAUUACACUGGAUUAUACACUACUGAAUACACUACAGUACUCUUAAAAUGAAACAAAAUUCGUACUACUGUCUGCUGAUCCUGAAACUGCCCUUCUGGUGCAGCAUCAGCCAGUUGUGGAAUAUUUUAUUUUGGGUACAGCUAAGAUUUUUAAUAUUUAUUUUAUGUCGUCUUUCCUAUUGUGCAGGGUUUUUUUUUUCCUUCCUCCCAAACUUUUAGUUUCACCUCUCCAGCUGAAAGUGUAUGUACAUAUAUUUAUAGCUUCCUGACAAAGUUUCUGCUGCUGCUGUGUUUUGGAGGCAUGAGCAUAGUCAGGGUUAUAUUUAUGAAUAUAGGUCGGCUCCUGUUGUGCUUCUAAUUCAGAAGAGACCUGUGUAGCUAUGAUGCCUGAAAUGCCUCGUUGUUAUUCUAAUACACAGGCUGGAUAUGAGCCUUCGUUCCUAUGUAUUACUAUAAGGAAAGGUGUAUAUUGUGACAGAUUGACCUUUGACCCUACAACCUGUCUGCUGAGUAAUCUCAGUGAGCUCCUAAACCCAAAUCGGUGUUUUCAGGAAUCAUUUCCAAUCUUGUACAUAAGUAAUAUUAUACAGUAAUAAAGACAUUUUCCUACA
Messenger RNA from Neoarius graeffei (lesser salmon catfish), 4227 nucleotides. RefSeq names its product activin receptor type-1B-like. Gene Ontology annotation, biological process: activin receptor signaling pathway; protein phosphorylation; nervous system development. Bases 86 to 1594 code for a protein of 502 amino acids. Gene Ontology annotation, molecular function: activin binding; activin receptor activity, type I; ATP binding. Gene Ontology annotation, cellular component: activin receptor complex; plasma membrane. The transcript has 9 exons. Lineage: Eukaryota; Metazoa; Chordata; Actinopteri; Siluriformes; Ariidae. The record is from RefSeq and is a predicted model, not a curated record.